UGGCUCCUUUGGGCGGCGAAUGUAGGAAGCUGGCGGAAUGGAGCUCUUGGCGGCUUAGGCCCUGUGGCGGGGGGGGGAAUCUCUAUCCGUCGGAUAUCUGCGCCAUCCUGCCCGCCCGCGGGUGCAUGUUGGAGCAGGUCUAUACUGAAACUUGAAUUCAGAGGUACUGUGUGACCCUGUUACUUUGCCACCAUGUUCCUGUACAACUUGACCUUGCAGCGAGCCACUGGUAUCAGCUUUGCCAUUCAUGGCAACUUCUCAGGGACCAAACAACAAGAGAUUGUUGUGUCUCGAGGGAAGAUUUUGGAGCUGCUCCGGCCUGACCCCAACACUGGGAAGGUGCACACGCUAUUGACUGUGGAAGUGUUUGGUGUUAUCAGAUCCCUCAUGGCCUUCAGGUUGACAGGUGGUACAAAAGAUUACAUUGUCGUUGGCAGUGACUCAGGCCGAAUUGUCAUCCUGGAGUAUCAGCCAUCCAAGAACAUGUUUGAGAAGAUCCAUCAGGAAACUUUUGGCAAGAGUGGGUGCCGCCGAAUUGUACCUGGACAAUUCUUAGCUGUUGAUCCCAAAGGCAGAGCUGUCAUGAUUAGUGCCAUUGAAAAGCAGAAAUUGGUUUACAUUCUUAACAGAGAUGCUGCUGCCCGGCUUACCAUUUCCUCCCCUUUGGAAGCCCACAAGGCCAAUACUUUGGUUUAUCAUGUGGUUGGAGUAGAUGUUGGAUUUGAAAAUCCCAUGUUUGCUUGUCUGGAGAUGGAUUAUGAGGAAGCAGACAAUGAUCCAACGGGAGAAGCGGCAGCCAAUACCCAGCAAACCCUCACUUUCUAUGAGUUAGAUCUAGGGCUAAACCACGUGGUGCGAAAAUACAGCGAGCCCUUGGAGGAGCACGGCAACUUCCUCAUCACAGUGCCUGGAGGCUCAGAUGGCCCAAGUGGUGUAUUGAUCUGCUCUGAAAACUAUAUCACCUAUAAGAACUUUGGUGAUCAACCUGAUAUCAGAUGUCCCAUUCCUAGGAGGCGGAAUGACUUGGAUGACCCUGAGAGAGGAAUGAUUUUUGUCUGCUCUGCCACCCAUAAGACCAAGUCUAUGUUCUUCUUUUUGGCACAAACUGAGCAAGGAGACAUUUUCAAAAUCACUUUGGAGACAGAUGAAGACAUGGUUACUGAGAUCCGACUGAAGUAUUUUGAUACUGUCCCUGUGGCUGCUGCUAUGUGCGUGCUCAAAACAGGCUUCCUCUUUGUGGCAUCCGAAUUUGGAAAUCAUUACCUGUAUCAAAUUGCUCAUCUUGGCGAUGAUGAUGAAGAGCCCGAGUUCUCCUCGGCCAUGCCCCUGGAAGAAGGAGAUACGUUCUUCUUCCAGCCCCGGCCUCUCAAGAACUUAGUGUUGGUGGAUGAGCUGGAUAGUCUCUCCCCUAUUCUCUUUUGUCAGAUUGCUGAUCUUGCCAAUGAAGACACCCCACAGCUGUAUGUAGCUUGUGGCAGGGGCCCACGAUCUUCUCUAAGGGUUUUAAGACAUGGACUAGAGGUGUCAGAAAUGGCUGUCUCUGAGCUGCCUGGUAACCCCAAUGCUGUCUGGACUGUCCGGCGUCACAUUGAAGAUGAAUUUGAUGCCUAUAUCAUCGUGUCUUUCGUGAAUGCCACCCUGGUACUUUCUAUUGGAGAGACUGUAGAAGAAGUGACAGAUUCUGGCUUCCUGGGUACCACUCCAACCUUGUCCUGUUCCUUGUUAGGAGAUGAUGCUUUGGUGCAGGUAUAUCCAGAUGGCAUCCGGCACAUCCGAGCAGAUAAGAGAGUAAAUGAGUGGAAGACCCCGGGAAAGAAAACUAUUGUGAAGUGUGCAGUAAACCAGCGGCAGGUGGUGAUCGCACUGACAGGAGGAGAGCUAGUCUACUUUGAGAUGGAUCCUUCAGGACAGCUGAAUGAGUACACUGAACGAAAGGAGAUGUCUGCAGACGUGGUAUGCAUGAGUUUGGCCAACGUGCCUCCUGGGGAGCAACGCUCUCGUUUCCUGGCUGUGGGGCUGGUAGACAACACUGUUCGAAUCAUCUCUUUGGACCCUUCGGACUGCCUCCAGCCACUGAGCAUGCAGGCCCUCCCAGCCCAACCAGAGUCGCUGUGUAUUGUUGAGAUGGGCGGGGCCGAGAAGCAAGAUGAGCUAGGGGAAAGGGGGUCCAUUGGCUUCCUCUAUCUAAACAUCGGGCUUCAGAAUGGUGUGCUGUUAAGGACUGUCCUAGACCCUGUCACUGGUGAUCUGUCUGACACCCGUACGAGAUACUUGGGCUCUCGCCCCGUGAAGCUUUUCCGAGUCCGGAUGCAGGGCCAGGAAGCGGUUUUGGCUAUGUCAAGUCGCUCGUGGCUGAGCUAUUCUUACCAGUCCCGCUUUCAUCUGACGCCUCUGUCCUAUGAGACCCUGGAAUUUGCAUCUGGGUUUGCAUCUGAGCAGUGUCCUGAGGGCAUUGUGGCCAUCUCCACCAACACUUUAAGGAUUUUGGCUUUGGAGAAGCUCGGUGCUGUCUUCAACCAGGUAGCAUUUCCCCUGCAGUACACUCCAAGGAAGUUUGUCAUCCACCCUGAGAGCAACAACCUUAUCAUCAUUGAGACCGAUCACAACGCCUAUACUGAGGCCACAAAAGCACAGAGGAAGCAGCAGAUGGCAGAGGAAAUGGUAGAAGCAGCAGGGGAAGAUGAGAGAGAGUUGGCAGCUGAGAUGGCUGCUGCCUUCCUGAAUGAAAAUCUCCCAGAAUCCAUCUUUGGAGCCCCCAAAGCAGGCAAUGGACAGUGGGCUUCUGUGGUCCGGGUAAUGAAUCCCAUACAAGGAAACACACUGGAUCUUGUCCAGCUGGAACAGAAUGAGGCUGCUUUUAGUGUGGCAGUAUGCCGAUUCUCAAAUACUGGUGAUGAUUGGUAUGUGCUGGUGGGUGUAGCCAAAGACCUCAUUCUGAAUCCCCGCUCGGUGGCUGGAGGCUUUGUCUAUACCUAUAAACUCGUGAACAGUGGAGAGAAACUGGAGUUUUUGCACAAGACACCAGUGGAAGAGGUCCCUGCAGCCAUUGCCCCAUUCCAGGGCAGGGUAUUGAUUGGUGUGGGGAAGCUGUUGCGUGUCUAUGACCUCGGGAAAAAGAAGUUGCUCCGAAAAUGUGAGAAUAAGCACAUUGCAAACUACAUCUCUGGCAUUCAGACAAUUGGACACCGGGUCAUCGUGUCUGAUGUCCAGGAGAGCUUCAUCUGGGUCAGGUACAAGCGCAAUGAAAACCAGCUCAUCAUCUUUGCUGACGACACCUAUCCCCGCUGGGUCACAACGGCCAGCCUCUUGGACUAUGAUACUGUGGCUGGGGCUGACAAGUUCGGCAACAUUUGUGUUGUGAGGCUCCCACCUAAUACCAAUGAUGAAGUGGAUGAAGACCCGACAGGAAACAAGGCCCUGUGGGACCGGGGACUUCUCAAUGGUGCCUCACAAAAGGCAGAAGUAAUCAUGAAUUAUCAUGUGGGGGAGACAGUACUUUCCUUACAGAAGACCACACUGAUCCCAGGAGGCUCAGAAUCUCUUGUCUACACUACCUUGUCAGGCGGGAUUGGGAUCCUUGUGCCUUUCACAUCCCAUGAGGAUCAUGACUUCUUCCAGCAUGUGGAGAUGCACCUGCGGUCUGAGCAUCCUCCUCUCUGCGGAAGGGACCACCUCAGCUUCCGUUCCUACUACUUCCCUGUGAAGAAUGUGAUUGAUGGGGACCUUUGUGAACAGUUCAACUCAAUGGAGCCCAACAAACAGAAAAAUGUAUCAGAAGAAUUGGACAGGACACCACCUGAGGUCUCAAAGAAGCUAGAAGACAUCCGUACCCGCUAUGCUUUCUGAGCCCAACAGUGGGCAUGUCAAAGACUGUGUUCUAAAGAGAGUUCUGAGGACAUACAGGUUGUUGUUUACCCCCUCUUCCCUCCUUUUUUUCUUUGUGAUCACUUUGCUUUGAUCCCAUGGGACAGGAGGAAGGGGCAGUUAUUAAGAUCUUGAAACAUUUAAACUGAGAGAUGAUUCCAUGCACUCUUUGCAGUGAUGCAUGGCCCUGGCCCAGCCUGGGAUGUCCCCUCUGUCCCAGGCAUAUUCCCUGCUUGAAUUGCUUUUCCCUCCCCACCACACCCUUCUUUUUUGUACACACCCCUCAUUUUUAACUGGUUUUCUUGUAAAUAUAGUUUUGUACAAUGUUGACCUUAGAAGGUGGUGAAUGGGGGCUGUUGGGGAGAGCUGAAAGUGGGACUGCUCAUAUAGUGCAAAUACCAUGAAUUGUACCACUCUGGAUCAGAAGAAAUACAAGCUCAUUCUUUUUACAAGUGCUCUCUUAUUUUCUUCCUUGUGGCUUAAGGCUAGAAUCUACAAGGGAGAUUUAUUUCACCCGUCAGCAAGAUCUAGGUGGCAAGAUUUGGAAAUAAUUGUUUUUUUUUCUUUUUUGGUACUUAAUUGGACUUUAGCGGUCUUUCCAAUUUUGUUCCCUUCUAGAUUUUUCCCUACUUUCCUGCCAUUCUUAUCUGACAUGGGCCACAAAUUACUUCGUAGCUCUCAGAUUCAGAAUACAAAUUGAGUGGAGGUUUAUGACAUAUAAUUAUCAUUGUAAGGCAGAUCGGGCAGGUAACACUUGACUUCUUCUAAUUGGCUUGAGUUCAAGUUACCUAGUAAGUUAGGUGGAUUUCUUGUCUUUCCAGCCUAAUUUCCUUCUUUAUUAUUUGGUGAAACAAAACCUGCUGCCUUGGCGCCAUAGAUAUUUUACAUUACUUCCAUCAGUGGGUUGCUUUUUGAGAAAACAGUGGCUGGCUCUCCUUGAAGGAGAUUUCUCACAAACACUCACUCCAAGGUGGUUUCAGAUCCCAGUGCUCACAAGGAAGCCAGUGCCAUUGGCUGUCAGGGUAGUGCCAAGUUCUGGAAGUCACAUUACUUCUUUCACCUUCCAGGCCAAGUCACAUAACUGACUUUGAACCAAAAAACAAAGGGGCCCCUGUUAAAAGGAACAUAAGCCUUCUCAAAACAAGAACCAGUCAUCAGCAGCCAUGCCGUUUCCAUUGGAUUCAAUAGUUUCCAGGUGUGAUGGGAAAUGGCCUUUAAGAAAUAGAUGUAGAAGGCGGCCUGUGGGGACUGGGAAUUUGCUGAUGGCCUUUUGGCGUCACCUCCAUUCUUUCAUGGCAGUAAGGAUUGGCACCAAAGUGCCAGCCUAAACACCCUGCCCCACCCACAUCAUCCAGUGUCCCUCAGCACUUCUCAGCCCAUGGCUUGGGACUUCAAGGAGAGAGUUCACUUUUUCUGAUUCAGUAAAAUGGUGAUGGUACCCACUCCGGCAUUGCCCUCCAAGGCAUACAAUAUUAUGUGGCUGCUGCCCAGACCUCUGCUGACAGGCUGUCUUGAUUGCGGGAUUAAGUGAGUCUGCCGCAGCUUCACAUCUCAAAAGAACCAGUGUUGUUAUUGCCUUGUGUUUUAACCUACCUUCCGCCUUCCAUCCUCCUUAGUCUGUGAUUUCUCCUGAUGACCAACAGUAUUUAUACGUAGGAAGGAAAGCAGAGACGAAUUUUCUUUCUCUAGCUUCCUUGUUACCCACCUCUGUUUGAGCUUGGAUACUGGAGCACUUCUGUCUCUCCAACCUCUUUCCUAACUAAAGAUUUGACCCCAAGUCCUCAUUUCAUUUUUCCCACUGUCAGCGGGGGCAUUCCCCCUUAUUUGUUUAUUAGUUACGUAGGAAGGGAGAGAACACAUUGCCUCUGUGUUGACCUAAGGAGCUUGAAGUACCACCCCAUCAUUUCCCUUCCUCUCCUUGGGGAGACCAUUUCCUCGCUUGAGAAUUUAGUUUGUAUGAAUUAUUUUAAGUUGAUGACUUCAGCCUAAAGCAUAAACAGUGCUACAUCAGUCUGCACUGCUGCCAUCACUAGAAACAGGAUAGCUGUCUGGGAAAAUUGAAAUAAGGUCUGAAGGCUAAAGGGAUCCUGCUUCAGCAAUGCCAUUCCUUCACCCGAGGCCAUUUCGGGUUUGUAGAAGGUAGCAUCUUUGCCACAGGUGCAAGGCCAACUACACAUCCAUUCAUUCAUUCAUUCAUAAGACUAUAGAUUGUAGAUCUGUUUUCAACUCGUGCUAACAGCUGUUGGGAAUUUUUCUAUAUGAAUAUUCCAGCUAGCUCAGUGGAUUUGGUUGAGGGAACAGUUGUCCAGCAGCCAAAGCAGGAGUUGUGAUUCAGCCCCAAAUCUUUCCAUUACUCAUGCAUCCUGUCCUCUUAAAGGAAGUUCUGGAUAGUGCUAAGGGUCUUGUCCCUGUUCCAUGUGGGACUGACUCAGCGAAAGCAAGCAAUUUAAUGGUCUCCCAGUGAUAUCAGGAAACCGAAGCUUUCUUAUCCCGGUAUCUGAAAAUAUUCUCCUCUCUGUUUGCCCUGUUCUGUUCCUCCAGUACAUCAGUCAUCUAAGUACACCAAGAGAGGAUCAAAAUCAGUCUCUUGCGGUUUUUCCUCAGAGCUGUGGUUCUGCAGAUAGUUUCUUUUUGACGUUCUUCCAAAAGAAGCAUUCCUCCACAAGUUGAGAUUCAAGUUGGAACUGUGGCUGCCCCAUUGUUUACCCUAAGUUUGGGUUGAUGUCGGAGAAGCUGCCACCAGAGGUGCAGAGCUCAUGUUCUUGACCCUAGAGGGCAGAGCCUGGGACAGUGGGCAAGGUGAAACAAUCACUUGAAGAGGACAUUCUUGGUCCUUUGCUGCUGGGACUAGAUGACCUCAGAGGUCCACUCCAACUCACUCUCUGGCCCUUCUAUUUCUGGGGUUAUUGGAUUCACAUGACAUCAUUAAAGGAUGGAGCCUUUGGGGAUCUGCUAUGUGACAGCUGAGCUAUAUCCAAACCUGAACAACUUGAGGGCUUGCCUGGUGUUAAGAUCUUAAAUAAGGAUGAGAAGGAAGAUUAGGACCUGUCAGAAGGGACGUAACGUGGCCUGGCUCCGGAUUUGCAGGUGGGAGGUGGUGUGCCGGCCAGUAAUAGGUCCGAGGCUACCUCAUUCGCCAAGCAAAGUCCUAAGCAUAGCCAAAGCUAAACCCAUCUGGGCCCUCCUUCAUCUGCCCAUGCCUGCCAGGCAGACUUGAACCGUAACAUGCUUACAGGUUACGCUGGAUCUACACUUGUCUGGUGGGAGAAGUCUCCAUUUGUAUCGUGAGGUAUGUACUGAGUGAAAUCUGAUCUCCAUGGUUCUCACCUUUAACCAUCAGCUCCACCUUGGAAACAAACCAGUCAGCCCAGCUGCACGUUGGCGGAGUGCCCAGGACCUGGUAGAGAGUUGUGUUCUCAAACUGUCUCAUCAGAUAAUGCCUCUAUAGUCAGAAAACAAGAGAGGAGCUGCCUAGACCCUGGCAGAAAAACCAUGGGAGCAAGUGGAAAGUGAGGAGCAAGCAGAGACAGGUGGGCCUGCAGGGGUGUAAGGUGUUCACAGACUUGGGGGGGUGCAGAUCUGGAGAAGGGUGUGGUGGGGAGUGGGUGAGCCUGUCGGCCAGAGACCGACUGUGGUUAGAUGAGAAAAGCAGCCGUGUCAACAAUGCAGAGAUUGUGAUUUGAGGACCAUGGUGGCUGGGAAAGGCCUUUAAGUGACCACAGAAAGGGACUUUUCUCUUGGCCUCACAGGCACUGCUCCUAAUAAACUGGAACCCUGCACUUCUCAGCUACUGCCUAGCCAGGUAAGCUUCCAGGUCACACUCCCAAUCCAUCUGUUAGCCUGAAGCUCUUCCUUUUUCAUUUGCACAGUGCACUGGCCCUCAAAUGUUCUCAUUUCCACUGUCAGAACUGUUGAGGAGUCAUUUGCCAGAUCGUGGUGAUUUAAAAAAAACAUACAAACAAACAACUUUCUGCUUGAAUGAGCCCUUGCCAGUGACAAGAAGAAAGAAGCAAGAACACCUGAUAAUCUGUGAUACUCUGCCUCAGCCAUGAGCAGUCUCCUCUACGCAUUAUCUAUUGUCAGGGACUCGAUUUGGGACUUCAGUUACUUUGACUUCCUGUUAGUGAUCUUGUCAUUCACAAUGUUGUCGUGUGUAUUCCCUUCAUUCUUCCAUCAUUUUGCAGUCAGUUCAGACAAAUGUUUUUCUGAAUUGUCAUUUCUCACCGCACGAUAAUCCAUUCAUACACUCUAGUUUUUCCACCAUUCGCCAAUCGAUGGUUAUCCACUUUUGUGGCAACAGAGAUCUGGAAACAGGCUGCUAUGAAUAUUUUGGCAUUUAUUGGAUUCUUGUUUCUGUCUUUCACUUCUGUUGUAUCAAGGGAUAUGGACAAUUUAGUUUGCUGUAAUUCUGUAUCAAUAUCCAGCCUAGAUGGACCAUUUCACAGUUCAUGCAUUGGCAUUGUUUGUGAUGAGACCUUAUUGGGGCCAAUCAAAGUUAAUGAUUUAUUCUUUGAAUAAAAGCUUAGAUGUUUUCAUCUCA
This is a messenger RNA of Phascolarctos cinereus (koala), 8404 nucleotides long. RefSeq names its product splicing factor 3b subunit 3 (gene SF3B3). Gene Ontology annotation, cellular component: nucleus. Lineage: Eukaryota; Metazoa; Chordata; Mammalia; Diprotodontia; Phascolarctidae. The record is from RefSeq and is a predicted model, not a curated record. Gene Ontology annotation, molecular function: protein binding; nucleic acid binding.